GAUUUCCAUCUGAAGAAUGCUCGUGGCAUGCGGCUGGCUUGCAGCAUGUUCGGCUCUUAUCCCAAAAAGCCCAUGUCUGCGAUGCCGUGCGUCAUCUACCUGCAUGGAAACUGCUCUUCACGGUCAGAGGCGCUUGAUGUGCUGCAGGCCGUCCUGGCGAAGGACUUGAGACUUUGCUGCCUGGACCUUUCCGGGUCGGGCCACAGUGAAGGGGAAUUCAUCUCCCUUGGGCACUUCGAACAAUUCGACUUGCAGGUGCUCAUUCAGCACCUCCGCAAUGCGGGCGUGCGGCUUUUUGGUCUCUGGGGAAGGUCCAUGGGUGCGGUGACGGCCAUCCUGAGGGCAGCGGAGGACCCAUCGAUCGGUGCGCUCAUCCUUGACUCGCCCUUCAGCCACCUUCCUCAAGUUGCGCAGGAGCUGGUACAAAGCCAGAUCGGGCUGCCUGACUUCCUGGUGAGCAUGGCCUUGAGCCAUGUGCGCACUGCGAUCCAGGAGCGGGCCUACUUCGACAUUCAGGAGUUGCAGCCCAUACGCAGCGCGCCUCAAGCGAGGUCGCCAGCACUCUUCGCAGUUGCAGAAGAUGAUGACUUUGUGCUGCCUCAUCACACGCAUGAUCUGCAUCGGGUCUGGGGGGCUGAAGCAAAGCUGGUUACCUUCACGGGCGGCCACAAUGGAUCCCGUCCAAGAUGGUACCUGGAGCAGGCAGCGGACUUCUUGGCCACCAGACUCGUUGAAACCUUGCCGACAGCAGUCAGCCCCGGGCCCAUCUUCAAAGAGGCGAAGGAGCCGGCUCCAACUCUACACGUUGAGGACCCGCUGCCGCCUCCUCCGCCCCCUCCGCCCCCAUUAAACGAUGGAGAUGCGGAGGCGGAGGAGGCGGAAGGACGGAAGUACCAAGGACCGGUCCAAGAUCCGGUGCUGCAGCAGCUUCGGGAGAUGGGCUUCAGCCAGGACAUCGCCCAGGAAGCAGCGCAGCGCUUCGAAUCCGCAGAGGUGCUAACAAGCGUAGGCUGA
Molecule: messenger RNA, 1014 nt
Organism: Symbiodinium pilosum
Lineage: Eukaryota; Dinophyceae; Suessiales; Symbiodiniaceae
Source: the annotation of a GenBank genome assembly